Molecule: messenger RNA, 1644 nt
Organism: Chlamydomonas reinhardtii
Lineage: Eukaryota; Viridiplantae; Chlorophyta; Chlorophyceae; Chlamydomonadales; Chlamydomonadaceae
Exons: 9
Coding region: 378-857 (159 amino acids)
Source: RefSeq, a predicted model, not a curated record
UUUAUUGCAUUGCUCACUUUCAUACGCGCUCCUAGCACACGCGACAAACCCCCGUUACAUAGCGCUGCAACCCGGGUUUGGACUUUUGGAGCUCUCCGCUUGCUUUGAGCUCUAGCUAGCAAACCUUGUAGGCACAAAUGGCACGUGAAGAGGUGACGGUGCUGAACAAAGUGCAGGUGGAGCGCGUCAGCGACCAUGCUGCUGUAGAGCUACCCGGCGCUUGGGGAGCCGACGAGGUCGCUGUGCUGGUGCUGAGCCGGCACAUGGGCUGAGUGUGCGCCUGGGACCUGGGCCAGCAGCUGGCGGAGGCGUGGACGCCGCGCCUGCGCCCGCUGGGCGCCCAGGUCUUCUUCGUGUCGUGCGGCAACACCACCGACAUGGCCAAGUGGCUGCAGCACACGGGCUUCCCGGCGGACAACACGCUGCUGGACCAGGCCAAUGCCGUGUACGACAGCCUCCGCACGCGGCGUGGCGUGGCACGUACCCUGCUGCACCCCUACAUGUGGUUUGUGCUGCCUGCCAAGUUGGCUGCCCGCGGCACGCUGCGGGGGCUGGGCAAGGCCAUGCGCGUGUGGCGGCCCAAGGUGCCCGAGAAGGCCGUGCACAGCUUCCUGCAGGGCGGCACCUUCGUGUUCCGCGGCCCGCGGCUCAUGUGGGCGCACCGCAACGCAGUACCGGGAGACGACCCGACCCUGGACCAGGUGGUGGAGGCAGUCAAGGCGGCCGCGCAGGGUGUGGCGGCGCCGGCCGGACCCACGCAGGCGGCAGCGCCUGAGGCGACUGAGGCGGCGGCGGCGCAGCCGACGGGGCCGGUGGCGGCCGUGGCGUCGACUGCGAGCGCAAGCGCGGGCCUGUAAGCUGUGGUUAGGUUAGCGGGCUGUACAAUGGGUAUUGGCUGUGGCGCAUUGCCAAGAAGCUAAAAUGACAGGAGCUGUGAGAGAGUGUGUGAGGGGUCGAGUGGAUGCAUGGAGUGGUAUCGGAUGAGCACGAUGGGUGAAGAGGAGAGCAAGCUGACGCCGAAUGGGAUGACAUUGCUGAAGAGUUGGUCUGCGCAGCAACCGCGUAGGAGUGCGAUGGGACAGGGUAAGGGGCAGAAAGGCGUAGUCCCGUCGGAGUGUGCAGCGCAGGAGAGUGUCACUGCACGAUUGAAACAUGUUUUGCGGAGUGACGAUGACGAUGGAGGCAGUCCAGCCAGGUGUGCAGAGCCAACGGCAACAGGGCAGGGUGUGUGUGGCAACUGCGGCGAUGGAUGGGCUCCCGGUUUCUUUGCUACCCCAACAAUCUAUGACGUCCCCGGCGCUGAUUAACAAUCAUGCCGAUGCCCCGCCACCGCGCGGGCCGUGCGGCAGGGAGCUCCCCACACCUGUCCCCUGCAGGUGUGUGGGGAGGCUCUCGUGUCGGCGGUUCGUGCGGCGGGUGCGGCGGCCGGCGUGUGGGGACUGACGGCGCGUGCGCCUGAGUUGGGGGCGGGGCCGGGGCCCAUCCAUGUCGUGGACGUGUGACACACAAAAGGCAACCUCAUCAUCAGGGCGUGCUACAUUGAUUCCUUGAUGCCGCCCCUAAUGUGGCCAGGUUAGCACAUACAGGGAGCACAAUCAUUGACCCAGGUCUGGGGAUACGCAAGCUGCACAUCUUCCGAACAUC